Molecule: messenger RNA, 2052 nt
Organism: Chrysochloris asiatica (Cape golden mole)
Lineage: Eukaryota; Metazoa; Chordata; Mammalia; Afrosoricida; Chrysochloridae
Gene: SYCP2L
Product: synaptonemal complex protein 2-like
Exons: 24
Coding region: 1-2052 (683 amino acids)
Source: RefSeq, a predicted model, not a curated record
AUGUUCAGGGAGAAAAGAUCGAUUUCAUUAUCACUAAAUUUGGCUAAUUAUUAUCAGCUUUUAUCGCUUCAAUCAUGCAUUACUGAUGUAUUCCUUGGUAAGGGAUAUUGGAAAUUAAAAGAAUACUUUCAACAGAGAGAGAGCUAUGUUCCUCAAGAAUACGAUCAUCUUCUAUUAUACCAGCUUGAUAGAUCAAUAAAUAAGGAACUGAAUGACAAUAAGUUUCCGUAUGUUUCACUGUUGCUGAGGAGUAUUCAGAGAUUCUUACUGGAUGACCUCACAGAAGAACCUUUGCUAAUUCAGCAGGGGCUGAUCCCAAAGAUGGUUUCCUGGCUUGAAGAGACAGUCAGAUUUCUCACUAAGGAAGAUGAAGCCGCAGACAUAUCCCUGGUUACGGCCAUAAAAGACUUCUUUGACACAGCAGUGAUUAUUUCAAGGAAUAGUAAUCAAGGGAAAACUCAGAUGUUGGAUUCCUUCAUAUUUAGUUUAGGGUUCCUGAUGACAGAAAAGUCGCUGAAUAAUUCGAUUGGGCAGGAGGCUCUGAGGACCUUGAACUGCAUUUUGGAGACUGUACCUCAGGAAGCGAGAAAAAAACUCUGUCUGUUAAAAGGCCCAUGUGAUUUUAUGAAAGACCUUGCAAGGACUAUUAUGACUGCUGGUGAUUAUGACCAGCAGGCUGCUAUUUCUGAAGCAUUAUGUAGACUGGUGUCUGGAAACCCAAGGGAUGACUUUGCACAUCAGUGGUUUGAAGAUGAUUACAUCGCUGAAGCUUUCAAAAAAAUUGACAACGGGGAGUUUGAGACAGACUGUAGAAGAUUUCUCAAUCAUCUAAACAACAGGCUUGGUGACCAGAGAAGGGUCUGUUCAUUUCCGUGUAUCACUGCCUUUGCCGAUGGCCAUGAGAUGAGAAAACCAGAAAAUGAAAAACUGGAGAAAUUUUGGAUUGACUUCAACCUAGGGAGUCAGAGCAUAGCAUUUUGCAUAGAUAAUGCUGAGAGUGCUUUGUGGGAGUCGGUGAAAAUUUUUAAGGAAGCAGUAGACAGUUUCAGCAUCACAGAAACUAAGGACGUGAAGAUUCUCAUUAUAUGCCUGAAGAAGCCUAUGAUUAUCAGCAACAAAGAAGUGAUGAAAAUAGAAAUUCACUUUGAUUUGCAAUUCAACAUAACACAAGUUUCCACUACAGUGUUAGGAGAAGAGAGUCAGUCUAAUUACAAGAAACACCUCUUCUCUGAGAGUUGUGAGGAUUCCAGUAAUACCAGUGAAAGCUCUUGGACCAUUAAGCCAAAAAGGAAACUGUUAAAAUCAUAUUCUAACAGAAAAAAGAAAAGAGUCAGAAGUCAGAUGAAUGUUCUGCCAUUUUCCCUUGCCAGUAGUGCCAGUGAGCUCGAGAAAGACCAAGUUAGAUCUCCAACACUAUUAUGGAAGGAUACCUCAAGGCAAAUUAAAGCCAUAUCUCCAAAAAUUUCUGGGACAGAUUUCCUUGAAACUCAAGGCCCCCGUCUACUUAGUGAGCUGUCUUCCUCGGAGCAGUCAGAAGGUGAAGAAAGUAUAUCUAAGAUUGCAAACCAAGAGUCAUUUGUGACAAGCAUCAAACAGAAGCUACAAACUUUGGAAGAUAGAGAAUUCUCAGAUGGUGGUUCUGUGAUGUCAAAACAAUCUAAAUUGGAAGGGGACGAUGCUCCGGGAAUCCUUUCUUCAACGAGGGAUGAAACGGAUUUGCCAGAAGUUAUGCUGGAGAAGUUGGAUCAUUCUGCUAUCUUUUCAGCCUUUGAAAACAUCACUAAGGAGCUGAAAAAAACCUAUGAGCUUAGGCAGACAAAGGAUCAACUUUCUUCCAAACAAGGAAAAAUACCGGAUUGCCUAAUGAAACUUCUAAAGCAGAUACAUGAGUGCAAAGUGAAUAAAGUCUACCAGUUUCAGAGUUUGGUUCUUCGAGAGUUGGGCCACCUUGGGAAGGAUAUUCAGGCUCUGAAACACAUGGAGGACAAUGCUCUGCCCACUGGCCAAAAGUUCCCCAUCUCUGCUAUAGAGCCACACCGGGACUCUGUGUAA